CUGAGGGCUGGGCCUCAGCAGCCGAGCUAAGGUUUAGGCCUGAGAGAAAGGGGAGGUAUUAAAAUUAAAGGUGGAACAAAAAGGGGCCUGGAAGGAGCUGAGAGGCCCCGGAUGAAGAGCGCCCCUGAAGUUUAGAUUGGGCUAACACAACGCAGAGCCGGGAGAGAGUGGAGGGCCGGAUUGGGCAAGCAUGAGGCGGAGUUAAGGGCCGGACUGGAGCGAAGCGGAGAUUGGGGUUUACAGUUGGCUCGACCAAGCUGAGGUUCAAGAUGGGACUUCUGCGAGGAAGAGUUUUGUAGCGACGAAGAGCUGGGCUGAGUGAUGUGGGUUAGGACGACACUGACACGGGAAAGGUGGACUAAAGAAAAGACCCAGGACAAUACCAGCGCCUGGGAUGAGAGUAACUCCAAUGUGAACAGGUUACCCAGCUGGGAGAGAGGACACCUGCUGGCUGGUGUGGCGUCUAGCACUGAUACAUCUACCUUCUCCGAAGGCGAAUUCAAGGACCUGGAGAGGUGCUGCCGGAAACAUAAGCAGUGCACUGGGCACAUCAUCCACCCCUUCACCCCUGACUGUGGCCACUGCAGCCUGCACCUGCACUCUAUUAGCCGCUGCAAAUGCAAUUCUAGGCUGAAGGACUGCUCAGAGAAGACAAAUAGCAGCAGCUCCCGAGAUGCGGGCCCAACCUGCUCCCGAGAUGUGGGUUCAACAUGUGUCAACAUCAUCCAGUCCCCUUGCUUUGAGCUCAUCCCAGAGGAAGAGUGUGUGCAGCGGUUCUGGUAUGGCUGGUGCAAAAGCUACAGGCCCCUCUCCGUGGCAGUGAUCCACCAUCCCAUUCACCAUGACUGUGGGGCAGACAACCUGAAUGAAGAAGAGGAAGAGGAGGAAGAGGAAGAGGAAGAAGAAAGCAAGCCUCCCAUCCCAACCCAGGUGGGGCCCUCCACCACACCCGCUGACACAGGCAUGGGCACAGUUGCAGGCACCCUGGACUCAGUAGCUCCCAUCACUAUCUGGCGCUCUGAGAGCCCCACAGGGAAGUCCCAGGGCAACAAGGUGAUCAAGAAGGUAAAGAAGAAAAAAGAAAAAGAGAAAGAUGAGGAGGAAACAGAUGAGAAGGCAAAGCUAAAGAAAAAAGCUAAAGGCAAAUUGGUUAAGAAGAAAAGCCCGGUUAAUUCGGAAUCUUCACCUCCAGACUUGACCCGAUCAAUAAGCCCAAGAGAGUUGGCCAGGAUGUCAGAGUCCAGCCCAGACAGCCGGGAAGACUUGGAGAGUGAGGACAGUUACAAUGACCCUGGGCGGGAGGAACCCUCCAGUGAGGAUAUUGUGGAGUCUUCGUUGCCCAAGAAGAGAGAGAAGAACAUGGCCCAGGCUAAGAAACCCAGGGCGAAGGCCUCACCAAUCAAGAAGGUCAAGAGGAAAUCUCCCCCAGCAUCAAACCCCAAUCUCAGUUGAGGCCAGGGCAUCCAGGGUGAAGAAUAAAUGAGAUUAAGCCUGUA
Messenger RNA from Suricata suricatta (meerkat), 1496 nucleotides. It is a transcript of the gene PROCA1, whose product is annotated as protein interacting with cyclin A1. The coding region runs from base 322 to 1452 and encodes 376 amino acids. The transcript is spliced from 5 exons. Gene Ontology annotation, molecular function: A2-type glycerophospholipase activity. The record is from RefSeq and is a predicted model, not a curated record. Gene Ontology annotation, biological process: arachidonate secretion; phospholipid metabolic process. Lineage: Eukaryota; Metazoa; Chordata; Mammalia; Carnivora; Herpestidae.